UACACACAGAGGCACAAAUAGUUGCUUUGUAGUAAAUUACUCCAGCGAUUACUGACUGCAUUUAAUUUGCAUUUAACAAACAUUCUCCAUUGUUCAACACCAACAAGUUGUAUGCAGUUGCAGUAUAAACAUCCUGUGCCCUGACUGGAAUGCUCAGAAGAACCGUACAGAUACUGACUGGAAACUGUGUAAAGAGCAAAGCAUUUUCAAACCAGUUUUACCUAAACAAGAGGAGAAUGUCACGUCAGCUGCACGCUCGCCGUAUUGAAGGAGUGGAAAAAAAUAUUUGGUUGGAGUUUACCCAGCUAGCUGCUGAUUGCAAGGCUGUAAACCUCGGCCAGGGGUUCCCAGAUUUCUCCCCUCCAGACUUUGUGAAGAAAGCCUUCGUACAAGCGACUGGGGUAGAAGAUUUCAUUGUGCACCAGUACACCCGGGCUUUUGGCCACCCUGCUCUGGUGAAGAUUCUGUCUCGAUUCUUUGGAAGGAUCAUGGGGAGGCAGAUUGACCCUCUAGGAAAUAUAUUGGUCACAGUGGGGGCCUAUCAGGCUCUGUUCUGCACGUUUCAGGCACUGGUGGAUGAAGGAGACGAGGUGAUACUUAUAGAGCCAUUUUUCGAUUGUUAUGAACCAAUGGUGAAAAUGGCUGGGGGCCGUGCUGUGUACGUGCCACUGAGACCGAAAGCAACGCAGGGGGCUGCACUGUCCAGCAGUGACUGGGUCUUGGAUCCUGAAGAGCUGGCUAGCAAAUUCACCAAACACACAAAAGCCAUUGUUCUGAAUACACCAAACAACCCACUGGGAAAGGUGUAUAAGCGAGAGGAGCUGCAGGUGAUUGCAGACCUGUGUGUGAAACACGGAGCUCUCUGCAUCAGUGACGAGGUGUACGAGUGGCUUGUUUACGAUGGUGCAGAGCACGUUAAAAUAGCCACCCUGCCUGGGAUGUGGGAGCACACGAUCACAAUCGGAAGCGCAGGGAAGACCUUCAGUGCCACAGGAUGGAAGGUUGGUUGGGCAAUGGGCCCUGAUCAUCUUCUGAAGCAUGCAAAAACAGUCCACCAGAAUUGUGUGUAUCAUUGUGCAACAGCAGCCCAGGAGGCUGUGGCCCACGGUUUCCAGAGAGAGUUGGAUUGUUUUGGGAAGCCAGAGAGUUACUUCCUACAGUUCCCACGGCAGCUCCAGCAGAAACGCAGCCGCCUGGCACAGAGCCUGCUCGCUGUGGGGAUGCAGCCCAUCAUGCCCGAGGGCGGGUACUUCCUGAUCGCAGAUAUCUCCACACUCAAGGCAGACCUGCAAGACUCUAGCGAUGCCAAUCAGGAACCCUAUGAUUACAGAUUUGUAAAGUGGAGAAUAAGGGUCUGGCUACAAUCCCAGUGUCUGCCUUUUACAGUGCCGAGCACAAGAAGGACUUUGAAAACUACGUCCGUUUCUGUUUUGUUAAGGAGGACUCCACACUAUGGCCAAGAGAAGGUUGAUUGGAAAAAAUGGAAAGCAGAAAGAAAAGAGGAAACAAAAAAACUAAAAGAAGCAACAUUUCUAAAGACUCUGGAGAAGCAGAAGAAGAAGCAGAGAGAAGAGGAAGAGGAGGAAAAAAGAAAACAGUUACAAGAGGAGGAGAUAAAGAGGAGAGGCCGUCCGUACACAGUCAGCGUAGCAUUGCCAGGGUCAGUGCUGGACAAUGCCCAGUCCCCUGAGCUGCGGACAUACCUCGCUGGACAGAUAGCCCGUGCAUGUGCUGUCUUCUGCGUGGAUGAAGUUGUGGUGUUUGAUGAGCAAGGGGAUGAUACCAAGAGUGUGGUAGGAGAGUUCAAAGGGAUUGGGAAGAAAGGAGAAGCCUGUGUCCAGCUUGCUCGCAUUCUCCAGUACCUGGAGUGCCCACAAUAUCUGCGGAAGUCCUUUUUUCCAAAGCAUCAAGAUCUACAGUUUGCUGGUUUAUUAAACCCCCUGGACAGCCCUCAUCACAUGCGGAUGGAUGAGGAGUCGGAGUUCCGGGAAGGCGUGGUGUUAGACAGGCCCUGUAAACCAGGGAAAGGGUCCUUUGUUAACUGUGGAAUGAGGAAGGAGGUGCAGAUAGACAGGCAGCUUCAGGCUGGUCUUCGAGUCACAGUGCGACUAGACAAGAGCCAGAAUCCAGAAAGCAGAGUCCAGAAGGGCAGGGUAGUGGCGCCUCAUGUUCCGAGGACAGAGUCUGGUCACUACUGGGGCUACAGCGUCCGCUUGGCCUCUUGCCUCAGUAAAGUGUUCACCGAAUGCUCUUUCAAGGAAGGUUACGACUUGACAAUUGGCACAUCUGAAAGAGGCAGUCGCGUGGACAGUGUAACCCUGUCUCCUUUCAAGCAUGCCCUGAUUGUGUUUGGGGGUCUGCAGGGUUUAGAGGCCAGUGUGGACACUGACCAGAACCUGGAUGUGACUGACCCCAGCAUCCUGUUUGACCAUUACCUGAACACCUGCCCAAACCAGGGCAGCAGGACAAUACGCACAGAGGAAGCCAUUCUCAUCACUCUGUCUGCAUUGAGACUGAAAAUUGAAACAGCCGUUUGAAAAAAUCUGCUUCUGCAAGAUAACCUUUUCUUUUGUGAAUACUCAUAUUUUUGUAAGGCAGUUAAACCAACUUUGUGAAACUAACUUUUUGUAGAAAUCUUAACUUGCAGCUGAAAAGCUAAAAUGAUAGAUCACAGACUUUUUUCCAUAUAACUUCGAGUUCCGGAACAGUGAAGUCAGACGUGUUGGAAUAUGAUUAUUAUUGUCAAAAAAAAAAAAAAAAAGACACUUUCAGUUGGGUGUGUGUUCUGUAGCAUCAUUGAAGCUCAGUUCCUCAGAUACCUCAUCAUGAAGUCUGCAGAGUCCCCGUUUCUCUGGGUCUGUUUGAAAGGGUAGUCUAUUUGUCUAACAUGCCUUCUCUACCUAUAAGAUGUGUUGUGUAUGAACUACUGUGAUGAAUAUAUGGCCUUGGAGUGCUGUUCAAAAUGUGUUCCACUGUGAUUGACAUUAGUCUGCCUGUCCCAGAUUUGAUACUUUACAGCUUGAUACACAUUCUCAUUGGCUCAGACACCUUGUAAAAAAAAAUUAAAAAGUUAAACAUGAGUUUCACCACAAUAUUCAUUUAUAACAUGUUUGAAUCAAGUCUGAGAAAUUACAGGAAUAAAAAUAAUUACAUAUGUUUAAAGAAUUUUUAUACAGUAGGGUCAGACUCCAAUACAUGGUACCGACAGACACUGACAUUUAUUCAAGUUUAUCUUUAUCAUGAAACCUUAUUUUAUUAAUAUUUUAAAAUGUUUGGUAUCUUAUACACAUCUUUCACUUGAUGUAUAUUUAAGAAUCUUGACAAAAACAGUACACAUCUGUUAUUUUCCUGAAAAUUAAUUUAAACCUUUAAAA
Messenger RNA from Acipenser ruthenus (sterlet), 3374 nucleotides. RefSeq lists its product as uncharacterized. Gene Ontology annotation, molecular function: miRNA binding; pyridoxal phosphate binding. NCBI's taxonomy places the organism in Eukaryota, Metazoa, Chordata, Actinopteri, Acipenseriformes, Acipenseridae. The transcript is spliced from 25 exons. The coding region runs from base 150 to 2537 and encodes 795 amino acids. Gene Ontology annotation, biological process: biosynthetic process; maintenance of centrosome location; miRNA processing. Gene Ontology annotation, cellular component: spindle pole centrosome; kinetochore; mitotic spindle. The record is from RefSeq and is a predicted model, not a curated record.